Messenger RNA from Galdieria sulphuraria, 3072 nucleotides. Its product is annotated as beta-galactosidase. Gene Ontology annotation, cellular component: vacuole. The record is from RefSeq and is a predicted model, not a curated record. Gene Ontology annotation, biological process: carbohydrate metabolic process. NCBI's taxonomy places the organism in Eukaryota, Rhodophyta, Bangiophyceae, Galdieriales, Galdieriaceae. The coding region runs from base 14 to 2872 and encodes 952 amino acids. Gene Ontology annotation, molecular function: beta-galactosidase activity. The transcript is spliced from 2 exons.
UGUCUUUUUUGUCAUGAAAGGACGUCUGUCAACAUUAAAAAUAUUAUUUCUUCUUAUACUCGUUGGAUAUGUAACAACAUUCUCAGAAGGCUAUAAACCAAGAAAUGUUACCUGGGACAGCUACUCGUUAAUAAUAGACGGUAAAAGAGAGUUUAUAUAUUCAGGAUCUUAUUACUAUUGGAGACUUCCAGCACCAACUCUUUGGAAAGAUAUAUUUGAAAAGAUCCGGGCUGCAGGAUUCAAUACCAUAACAAUGUAUUUCAACUGGGACUAUCACUCACCAAGAAGCAAUGUCUAUGAUUUUGGUGGUAUCCGAGAUGUCGACAGGUUCCUAAACUUGGCUGAAGAACUUGGCUUUUAUUUGAUAGCCCGACCUGGUCCCUAUAUCAACUCAGACAACAAUGCUGGAGGAUUUCCUGGGUGGCUCAUUUCUCUUCCUGGUACAACAAGAUCUACCAAUCCUUAUUACACAGCAUCUUGGAUGCAGUGGCUCUCUGCCCUCAACCCAUAUCUGUACAAACAUCAAAUCACAAAAGGAGGCAAUAUUAUUGCGGUGCAAGUAGAGAAUGAGUACAGUGUAGGCCCUCUUGAGCCUCUAUAUAUGGAACAAUUAGAAGCAAAAUAUAGAUUGGACGGUAUUGAUGUUCCAUUUAGUUUCAAUGAUGCAUAUCCAGGAGACCAUUGGGUUCGAGGCCCCGGACAUGUGCAGUUGUAUGGAAUCGAUGCUUAUCCAAAUGGAUUCAACUGUACUUAUCCAGAUAUUUGGGGUGCUUUACCAACAUAUUUUGAAGACGACCAUCAUGCCUUCAAUCCGAAUGAACCAGAAUAUCUACCAGAGUUUCAAGGAGGCUCAACGGACUACUGGGGCGGACCUGGUUUCUUAAAAUGUACUCAAAUGACUAACGCUUCCUUUGAAAAUGUGUUCUAUAAAAAUAAUUUGGAACAAGGAGCUUCUAUGUUUAAUAUUUAUGUAGUGUAUGGGGGAACUAGUUGGGGUUGGCUUCCAUACCCAGGAGACUAUACUUCCUAUGACUUCGGCGCAGCAAUAGCUGAAUCUAGAGUUUUGACUGAGAAGUAUCCUCAGUUGAAGUUUCUAGGCUAUUUUCUAGAUAGUGUGGAGCCGUUUAGAAGGACAAAUCACACAGCGGUUCCUCCUGCUUCCAACUCAAAAGUUCAAGUUGCUAUGAGAGAAGACUUAGAGACAGGAACACAAUUCUACUUCUUAAGACACGAGAACGCUUCAGGUUUCACUUUCGAAACCACUCAUAUUUCAAUUAUUGGAGACAGCAAGGGUAACUAUUCCUCAGUACCUCAAGAGAAGAAUACAUAUAUCUUGUUAAAUGGACGUGACUCUAAAAUUAUUGUUGCAUUUUACCAUUUUGGUAACCAGUAUCUUAUAUAUAGUACUUCAGAAGUUCUCACACAUGGACGAAUGGGAGAUUCCGAUGUUAUUGUAUUAUAUGCCGGUAAAGGUCAAUAUGGAGAGACAGUGGUACGAACUCGUGGUGAACCUAAAGUCAGAACAAAAGACAACAUAACCUCAUAUUUUGACCAUAACUCGUCCGAUCUCCGACUUAAUUAUGUUCACCAUGGGAUACAGUGUGUCGAUGUGGAAGCUUCCGAUCGAAAAGAACGCUUAAAGAUAUAUAUAGUAACCACUGAGCUGGCUGUUUCGUUAUGGAGAGGAGAAGUCGAUGGUCAACUAGUGCUUGUACACGGCCCAUAUUUGGUUAGAUCUAUUGAUCUCGAAUUUGGUGACCUACUUAUUCGUGGUGACGUGGAUAAGGAUACUGAAGUUACAAUAUAUGCUGAAGUACCAUUCAAUCUAGCUCAGUUUAACGACGAAAUCUUGAUGCUAUCGAGGACUGGUUGUGGCGGUCUUAAGACAAGUAUACGAGGUCCUCCUAAAAUUUCUUUGCCGCAGUUGAAUAACUGGAAAUUCCAGAUGGGUUCGCCUGAAAGGUUCCCAGACUUUGAUGACUCUCGUUGGUUGAUUGCGGAUAAAUAUACGACCAAUAGCAUCACUCCUCCAGUUACAUAUCCAGUUCUGUAUGUUGACGAUUACGGUUUCCACUUCGGAGACGUAUGGUUCCGGGGGCACUUCAUUGCAAACGGUUCAGAGAAAGGUAUCAAGUUGGAUGGAGUAGGUGGACAUAGGAAAGGAGCUUUUAGUGCUUAUUCGGUUUGGUUUAAUGGCGAAUUUUUGGGUUCUACUUAUGGAAACAAGACUUUCGACUUUCCAAAGUCUUCUCUCCGGAUUGGACAAGACAAUGUGAUUUCCAUGCUGUUAGAAAAUCUUGGACAUGAAAAGGACUACCCCAACGAUGACAAUGAGAAGCGUGCUAGAGGCUUUAUCGAAGCAAGCAUGGUUGGUUACAAUGCUACAAUAAUCUGGAAAAUUCAAGGAAGCUGUGGAGGAGAACAUGUUCCUGAUCCUGUUCGCGAUUAUCCGGAUUAUGACUGGAAAGAUGUGUCACUUCCUUACAACUUCAACGAGUCAGCGGUAGCAUGGUUUCGGACUAGUUUUGAACUGAAUAUUCCUCUUGAUGUUGAUAUUCCCAUCGGCUUGCUUAUACAAGAUGACCCCUCCUAUAGAUAUAAUGCUCUCAUAUUCAUCAAUGGUUGGAUGCUAGGCCAUUAUAUCAACUACUUGGGACCACAACAUGACUUUGUUCUUCACAACGGAAUUCUAAACCCAAAUGGAAAGAAUGACGUAGCCAUAGCAGUUUGGGGACAAGAUGUUGUUGGUGGAAGACUUGGAAACGUAUCUUUACAUGCAUAUCAGGUUCUGAGGACAGAGCCAAGGAUAACGGAGAUCAAUUACAGUCCAAAUUAUUGGCAAAUUCUGCCUCGUCUGGAACAGCUGUGUUGAAGAAGUUCGAUAUAUUUGUUUGUGUUCGUUAUAUCUAUGUUUGACUUUGUCCAAGUGAAAGGGAGAGUCUUUUGUUGAAAUACUUUGCGCAAUGUUUUUCAUUGCAUACGAAUAUUGAGUUAUCUUAACUUUCCCAAUAUAAUAUUGUAGUGUCGCUUCUCUUAGUAUCUUUGUUCUAAAUUUGUAAAAUUUUCAAAUUA